UACUUAUUACAUGAAGUAUAUAUUUUCCGCAUUAAAAAAUAAAUGUUCACUACGUUUUAUAUAACAAAAUAUGUUGUGUACUAUAAUAUUGUGAUAGUGCCAAUUAUUUAGAAAAUACAUUGAAGAUUCUUUGGCUAGUUACUUAUCGGACGCCUCUACUGUAAUCGUGGAAAACGGCGAGGAAAUUAUCAACGUAAACAACAUGCAAGUCCCAAACGGAAUAAGCCAUCAAAAAUGGUUAAAUGGUCCAGAUCAAUUCAUCCCAGCCGACAGUUACACAUGCUGCACUCCCGGAGGUCACGUUAAAAUUCGUAUGGGUUCUCGUGGUGUUGCCGCGGAACCUCCUAUAUCGGUGCCGGGCCUCCUCAGCAGAACAGCCGCCCGGUACCCUGAUGAUAUCGCAUUUGCCACAAAGAAGUCCGAUGGAAGGUGGCACAAAACGACUUACAAACAGUAUCAGGAACGCGUCCGCACGUGUGCAAAGGGUUUUUUGAAAGUAGGCCUUGAGCGAUAUCACUCCGUGUGUAUAUUAGGUUUUAACUCAGAACAGUGGUACACUGCUGAUCUAGCUGCGAUACAUGCUGGAGGAUAUGCUGCUGGUAUUUACACAACAAAUUCUGCGGAGGCUUGCUACUACUGCUUAGAGUCGUCCAGAGCCAAUAUCUGCGUCGUACAGGAUAAGAAACAGCUGGACAAAAUACUGUCGGUGCAAAGUCGGCUCAAGCAUCUGAAAGCUAUUGUACAGUGGGAGGGAGUCGUGAACACAUCCAUACCUGGAGUUUACAGUUGGGAUCAAAUAAUGGCAAUGGGCGCAAAGGAGCCGGACACACAACUCAACAACAUCCUAAAAUCCAUCGCUGUCAAUGAAUGCUGCACGCUAGUCUAUACGUCUGGUACAGUUGGACCACCGAAGGCCGUGAUGUUAUCGCACGACAACCUCACAUGGGACGCGUAUUCCAUCAGCGAGAGAGUUGGAGACCUGCGACCGACCGUCGACGUUCUCAUCUCCUACCUACCGCUUAGUCAUGUGGCUGCUCAGGUGGUGGACAUUUACACAACUCUUAAUAACGCUAUCGCGGUUUACUUUGCUCAGCCCGAUGCGUUGAAAGGCAGCCUGAUUGAUACCUUAAAGGAAGUAAGGCCUACUAGGUUCUUGGCGGUGCCUCGAGUAUGGGAGAAAAUGUACGAGAAAAUAAUGGCCGUGGGCAAAUCCAGCGGCUCCCUGAAACGAUACAUCGCCACGUGGGCCAAGGACAAAGGCACGGAACAUCAUUGCGCCAGAAUCAAUGGAGCCCUGUCAGCUGGAAUGACAGGUCUACCACUAGACUUCACGCUCAUGGAAAUGAUUAAGUAUUGGCAAUCAGGCACAACGUGCGGCUACAAGAUGGCCAAGUCAAUUGUGUUCAACAAGGUGCGAGUCAACCUCGGCCUCGACCGCUGCACUACGUUCGUCACCGCGGCCGCGCCUCUGUCGCCAGAGAUCAAGAAAUUCUUCCUCUCCCUGGACAUCCCUAUCAUGGAUGCCUUUGGUAUGAGUGAAGCGGCCGGUGCUCACACUCUUAGCAUAUACCCCAAAUUCAAAUUGGAUUGCUCUGGAGAAAUUCUGGACGGUACGGAAACGAAGUUCGGUGGGUCGGCGAGUAUCAACGGGCCUGGAGAGAUUCUAAUGCGAGGUCGCCAUGUUUUCAUGGGCUACCUUAGCGACGAACCGAAGACGAAGGAAGCCCUCGACGACGACGGCUGGUUGCACUCCGGAGACGUCGGCAGAUUAGACAGCAACAACUUGCUUUAUAUCACCGGCAGAAUAAAGGAGCUACUGAUAACCGCUGGAGGAGAAAACAUAGCACCCGUACUGAUCGAACAGACCGUGCAAUCUGAACUUCUGCACGUGGGAUAUGCCGUGCUGAUAGGAGAUCAACGAAAGUUUCUCUCCAUUCUACUCACUCUGAAGGCGAAAGUUGACCCCAGUACUGGCGACGCGCUCGACGAAUUGGAACCAGAGACGAGAAAAUGGGUGGCGAGCCUCGGAAGCAAAGCCACUACAAUCAGUGAAAUUAUCAACAACAAAGAUCCAGCAGUAUACAAGGCAAUAGAAGACGGCAUAGCCCGUGCCAAUAAACAAGCUAUCUCUAACGCGCAAAAGAUACAGAAGUUUGCAAUUUUACCCGAGGACUUUUCUAUGAAUACUGGAGAAUUAGGACCAACACUGAAAAUUAAGAGAAACGUCGUCUACGAGAAAUACAAAAACAUCAUAGAAGGUUUCUACAAAGAGUAGUUUUACUUUUAGUUUGUAUGUACUUAAUUAUAUGGGAAUGGGAGGGAACGAAUAAGUUAAAAAAUAACGUUAUUGCUCAAAUUAGCUGAUAGUAUAAACUUGUUGUGGUUGUAUUAAACGUUAGGAGUUAUUGUGAUAGGACAGGCUUUUUGAAUUAUUGUUUAGUUUAUACAAGCAGAUUAAAUCUGUUUAUUUUUGUAUGAACUUUGAUCUACAUGCUAGUAGCUUUAUGCUGGUUUGGCAUCCUUUCGCUAUUGCGCAGGUGCAUAAUGUCUAAAUCUUGUUUUUAUAAUACUUCUUCUCUGCCUAUCUUAUCUUCUAAACUAACAUGAAAGUUGUAAUAAUCAAGUUCCGAUUACCGUACUUAAUGGGUUCGAUCAAUUUUAGUUAUAGAGGUAUCGGAAUAAUCUAGGAAAAAUACAAGAAAAAACUGUUUAAAAAAUGAUUUUAAAUUAUAAGGAAGAUCAAAGUGUGCUUUUCCGCUCGAAGUUUUUGUGAGAAUGGGGUGUGAUUGUAAUGUCGAUAGAGCAUCGUCGUAUUUCUUGCUCUUGUGCUCUUUAAAUGCUUUAAAACAAAUAAAUUAUUAUUAUUAUAUAUUUUUAUUUUUCGCGAAUUAGAAAAACCGCGGGCCGUUCACUAAAACCGAUGCUAAACUAGCUAAAAAUGUGCAAA
Messenger RNA from Maniola jurtina (meadow brown), 2947 nucleotides. Its product is annotated as long-chain-fatty-acid--CoA ligase ACSBG2-like. The transcript has 16 exons. Bases 203 to 2275 code for a protein of 690 amino acids. Lineage: Eukaryota; Metazoa; Arthropoda; Insecta; Lepidoptera; Nymphalidae. The record is from RefSeq and is a predicted model, not a curated record. Gene Ontology annotation, molecular function: long-chain fatty acid-CoA ligase activity. Gene Ontology annotation, cellular component: membrane; endoplasmic reticulum.